This is a messenger RNA of Chelonus insularis, 2062 nucleotides long. RefSeq names its product coiled-coil domain-containing protein 93 (gene fidipidine). NCBI's taxonomy places the organism in Eukaryota, Metazoa, Arthropoda, Insecta, Hymenoptera, Braconidae. Gene Ontology annotation, biological process: Golgi to plasma membrane transport. Bases 200 to 1930 code for a protein of 576 amino acids. The record is from RefSeq and is a predicted model, not a curated record. The transcript has 10 exons.
GAUUACCCUCAACACGGUUGCAAUUUGAUAACGAAUGUUACAUUGUUACAUUUGUUGGAAUUUUGUAAAAACAAAUAAUAAUAUUUCAUUUUGACUUAUCAACUCAUGUUACGUAUUGUAUAAUUCUUUAUUAUCUGUAUUAACAGUAAAUAUAUUCAUACAUGUUUAAACACCAUACAACUUUGAUUAAUUAUUCCAAAUGUCCAACACCGAUGUCAAACGUUCUAUGUCGCAGUCAUAUGAUGCCAAAGCUGACAUCCGUAAAGAUGAAGAACAAAUAGUCGAGUUGAAUAAAAUUGUUGAUCUUUUAGUUGCAGCUGGGUAUUUUCGAGCAAGAAUCAAAGGAUUGUCAGAUUUCGAUAAGGUAGUUGGUGGAAUUACUUGGUGUAUUGAGUCUUGUAACUAUGAUGUGAAUAUCAAUUUCCUGUUUCAUGAGAAUCUCACGAUCGGUCAAAAAAUUGCAUUAACGGAGAAAAUCGUAAUUAUUUUGCCGAAAAUGAAUUGCCCUCAUCGUAUUGAACCACAUCAAAUACAGGGACUUGAUUGUAUUCAUAUAUUUCCUGUCAUUCAGUGGCUUCUUAAAAGAACAAUUGAAGCAAGAAAAGAAAUUGCGGGAUAUGUACGAUCUUUUAUUGAACAUCAAUUCGAUAAAAUUCAUGCUAAUAAUAAUAAACAAGUUGAAGCCGAUGAACCAAAAACCAAUCUUGCGCAACAGUUGCAUUAUUUUAGAAGGAUUUAUGAACCUAGGCCUCAAUUGAAAGACAAUCUUCCAGUCGAGCAAAUUAAAAAAUUAAAAUACACACUUUUUGAGUAUGGUAUGUCAGAAGAAUCAGCGUUGAAUGAUAUCAAUACCAGUAAUCGUAAUCAGGAAAAUACACCUACUGAGGUUGUAACUCCGUCUGUAGAAUUAAGUUUUAAACAACCGUAUGUUCAUGAAAAUCAUUUCAAUGCAAGUACUGUUGGAAAAAUUCUCAGUCUUCACAUUAAUGAAGUUACUGAAAAUUCGAAACUUUACACAUCAUAUAAGACUCAAGAUACUCAUAAUAAAUCACAGAUAUUUGAAACUAUUCAAAAACAAAAAAAUAUUUUGCAACAACAAGUGGCUACUUUGGAAGAAAAUAAGAAAACUAUUAAUAAAAAAUUGAAUAAUGUGACAGAACAUUUACUAUCUAACCAAAGAAAUCAACAAAUUGCUCAUGAUAAUUGUAUUGAAUUAAAAAAAUUGACAUAUUCUAAUCAUAGUACAUUACAAAAAAUAAGAUCUCUCUUUUUGUUACGAAUGAAUUUAAAAGCACAAGAGCACGCAUUUCGUGAACAAUGUCUGAAAAAUGCUCUAUAUUUGAAUGAAAUAAUCGUAAAUGUCGAUACCCGAAUGCCAGAAGAACACAAUAGCCUAACAGAUUAUGAUACGAUAAAAAAAUCAAUAGAUAAAACUAAACUUAUAUUGGCAAAAAAGAAUCGUACAUUAGCAUCACUCGCUAGACAAUUAGAUGAUGUUCCUGGAAGAUCAGAAUUAGCUCAAUAUCAACGAAGGUUUAUGGAACUUUAUAAUCAAGUUUCAGCAACGCAUAAGGAAACCAAACAAUAUUAUACUUUAUACAAUACUUUAUAUGAUACAAAACUUUAUUUGAGUAAAGAAUUUUCUCUAUUAAAUUCUAUACAAGAUAAUUAUAAGGAAGCGAUGACUUCCGUAAGUGGUAAAGAAGAAUUUUUAAAACAGUUUGAAACAAUAUCAUUAGGAGUGAAGCGAAAUAAAAAGAAGUUGGAAGAAAAAUAUGCUGAAGAAAAAAAUAAAACAUAUCUUCUUAAUAAACAACUUGCUAUGAUAACAGAACAACAACGGAAAUAUGUAACUGCUGUUAAACAGCUUACCAUUGAAUGUCGUAGAAAUGAAGCUUUGCUUGCUCGUCUUCGAACGAAUCAACAAUAAAUAUCGCUGUGAGAAUAUUAUCUAAUAUUUAUUCAGAUUUUAAUUAUAUUGUAUUCCAUUAACCAAAUCGUACAUUUUAUUGUUGAAGCAAUAUUUGAAAUUAUUGUAAUUUAGAGUUUUUUGCAUCAAAUC